ACUUUUAAUACACUACAAGUUUGCAUUUUUCCUGCAGUGAGUGAUACAAUUAAGAUCCUACAUCUGUAGCCUAUCAGUAAUUUGGUUAUUUGGAUGGCAGCCUUUUGACUUGACAGGGUAAUGAUGUGGUAUCUUUCUGCUUAAAUCUUCAUUAUAACCUUAAACCAAUCACUGUAAAGGUUGCUAAUGGUGGGCUCAAUAAUCAAUCCACUGAUUGGAUGCCCCCACAUUCUAAUUCUAAUCUAAUGUAUUCAGUAAUAUAGACCAGAUCUGUUUCUCAAAAUGUGGUUCCUGUAUGGUAAAUCUGGGACUAAACUAUGGGAACGUUGUAAUGUAUUUUUGAAGCCUCGUUUGUGGUUUAUUUGUUGUUGCAUAUUUUACAGCAUUAAGAUCUGUGGGAAAUUAUGACCACUGCCACAGGUCAAUGACGUUGCAAGGGGCAAGCAAUGCUGAGAAAUUUGAUUAUGUCAUGAACUUCAUGAACAAGCUGGCAGGAAACGAGUAUGUGGGUUUCAGCAAUGCCACAUUCCAGUCAGAGAGGGAGUCUGGAGACCGUAACUUUGCUAUCGGCUACUACCUGAAGGAAAAGAAGUGCUUUCCAGAGGGGACAGACAUGACCUCCAUUUUAGACCUCUACUUCCAGGUGAGUAUUUGUAUUUGGCAGCAGCUACUCCUCCUGGGGUCCAAACACAUUAAGGCAGUGGUUCCCAAACCACUGUUGUCUGCACUCUUCCUCUAUGCUGUCUGGCAGGUUGGACUUCCAGCUAAGUCAGGUGUGGCAGGGGGCAUCCUGCUGGUGGUGCCCAACGUCAUGGGUAUCAUGUGCUGGUCCCCGCCACUGGACAAGCUGGGUAACAGUGUACGAGGAAUCCAGUUCUGCACGGAUCUGGUGUCCCUUUGCAACUUCCACAACUACGACAACCUGAAGCACUUUGUCAAGAAGCUGGAUCCUCGCAGGGAGGGCGGAGACCAGAGGGUGAAGUCGGUCAUCAAUCUUCUCUUUGCUGCGUACACUGGCGAUGUGUCUGCACUGAGGAGGUUUGCUCUGUCUUCCAUGGACAUGGAGCAGAGGGACUACGACUCCAGGACGGCCCUCCAUGUGGCUGCAGCAGAAGGGCAUGUAGAGGUGGUCAAGUUCCUGUUGGAGGCAUGCAGGGUCAACCCUGUUCCCAAAGACAGGUGGGGUAACACACCAAUGGAAGAGGCAGUGCACUUUGGACACCACGACGUUGUGACCAUGCUCCAGGACUACAACAACAAGUACAGUCCACCGGGGGGCGCCACUGAGGACAAAGAGAAGGAGAUAUCAGAGAAGAACAUUGACGGCCUACUAUGAGCCAACUAAUACUCUUAUCUAUCCAUAGAAAUAAAAUAACUAGAACGGACAUUCCCAUUGAAAUUAUAUAUACGUGAUCUGAGAGGCUUGGUCCUUUCCAGUCAUUCUAUUUCUAUGGCCCCUUUAACUAUCUGGAAGACUUACUGUAAGUGUGUGGUCCAUUUGUCACGUCAGUGGUAGGUCACGUAUACUGUUGAUAAUACUGUAUUGUUGAUUUUGUAUAAAAGUAUUGUAUUUCUAGCGUUUAAAAAAAAAAUAUUGACCUUUGACUUUUCCCCGGAUGUUUUUUGUUUUUUUUGUUUGUUUCCUUUCGCGUCGCUUUUUUAUGUCGUACUGCUCACUGCGCAACUCUCCCUCGGUGUGUGUCAGCACUAUGUGGAAUGUAUUUUCUACAUUUAAGUGCACAAAACAUUUCUCUUUAUGUACAACCUGAACGUAUGCAUAAGAUAAAUGUACACGUUAUGUAACGUGUGUGUAUAUCCCUGAAAUUAAUAUAAUAUCAGAGGUAGAUGGAUUCAGUGUAAAUACUAUUUAAUCUGAAGUGAAAUCAAGUGACUCUCACUGGCACAGCUUUUGAAGGAAAUGGGUAAAGUACACACACUGUGCAUUAGGCUUAAGUGUGACUAUUUUGGAGGCAGAAUGUGUUACAUAAACUAUUCCACAUGUUCACAGAUCUAGGUAGCCUGGUUGCGCUGUAUAUGGCACUGGCUAUACAGGCCAGACAGAUCUGGGACCAGGCUAUCUAUGGUUUAAGACCUCUGGUCUUUUGAUUUAGGCCUAGUAGCUCCAUAUGAAUUGAAAGUAUGGCAUUAUGUGGAGUGAGUUUAGUUUUGUUGGUUUGCUAUUUGAUAGCUAGACAUUUUUGCACCUUUUUCUCCAAAAUAACAAAAUCUUUUUUUUAUUGAUUGUUCUAGAAUCUUGUUUUAAUUUUGAGUAGAAAGAGGGUUAUUUGUUUAAGUGUCAGCCAAAGAUUUUCUGUACGUUUGCUCCACCUGAUAAGUCUAGUCGGCGACUUCAAAAAAGAGCAUAUUAUACGUGAGCCGCCUCAGGAGCAAUACAAUACAAUUCAACCAGCAGCCAUGUGCUCUUUACAGACAGGUUUCCCACCUAUGCUAAGUCAAAUUUUAGGGCAUAAACAUAAAACAUUGAUUUAUCACUUCAUGGAUACAGCAGUGUCAAUGGUGUUACUAUUAUGCCUUGUCACACAAGUUUAUUUGUCAGAUAUUUGGUUUUACAUGGAUUUUAUCUUCAGUUAUAGACAUUACACUUUUAAUGAAUGUUUUUAGUUCGGAACAACUCCACAAUGGUGGACUUUAAAUCUUGCCGUACUCACCCAAAUGCAUCUUUUGGGUAGAGAUAAAAUAGUUAUCCUCAUGGGCCUAUAUGAAAGCAGAACACUAAGACGAUUCUACACACAACUAAUUGAUCACUUUUUAUGCAGAGAUACGCAUAUUGAUUGUUUAACUGUUUAGAGUGUAAAAGUAAAAUAAACGUAUACGCCUAUACUUAAAGUCAGGUUGUUUUGGUGAGAACUAGUGUGUGUGUGUAUUUGUUUGUGUUAUUGACUAUGGGAGGGACAGCGACUACAAAUCUGGUAAUGACAGAGGACAUUGAUGGCAAUCUCAAGCCCUAAACUAUUAUGCUAAAAGUACCUAAGGCAACAUACUUGUGAUUUGAUGAAUGAAUAUAUUUUGAUUGAAUAACUCAUCUCAAGUGUUGCUUUCAUUGGAUUUGACUUGACUUUGUCUCUCCAGUCCCUGUUGCACAAGAAGCCUCGUACGUUUGAGUGUUUAUUGUUCCCCUGUGUAGGUGCAGGUCAACUUCAACAUUAGCUAAUUAUUUUGAAUGUACCACAGGUGUAUACUGAUGUCAUCAGUUUGUUUUCAUUCAAGUAUAUCUACUUUAGCUGUGUGUUGCAGGCAAUGGAGAUAUAUUUAUUUCAAUGAUCAAACAAUAAAUAAAGAUAACUUUAAAUAUGGAUAUCUCCC
Molecule: messenger RNA, 3324 nt
Organism: Salvelinus sp. IW2-2015
Lineage: Eukaryota; Metazoa; Chordata; Actinopteri; Salmoniformes; Salmonidae
Product: glutaminase kidney isoform, mitochondrial-like
Biological process (GO): L-glutamine catabolic process
Molecular function (GO): glutaminase activity; protein binding
Source: RefSeq, a predicted model, not a curated record